CGCGAAAUGUUGUGACCGUGUUGAUCGUCUGAAGAACGUUGCCAUCUGGUUGUCUUGCCACAAGAGGGGUAAAGGGGGCAACAUUAGCGAUAAGGCGUUGUCUGCCUGUGCAUCGUUUCUGGCAGAGUCAUGAUGUGGCUAUGAAGGGUAUCGUUACAAGAGAAGGCACAACUGGUCAGAGACUAUUGUCGUCUCCCUAAUGAAACCAGUUGGCAUGCGUAUGCGAAGAGGCCGGUCUUGAGGAAUGAGUGCACCUCAAGACGCCGCACGGGCUUCAGAAGUCUACGUCCGUGACAAGUGGUAUCAGAGCCUGGUUAGGAUGAAGAGCCUAGUUCCUCACUCAGUACGACAUAGGUCGAGUAUGGGCCGACCCUAUGUCCAAAUGAGAGGCAGUCCUGGGUGUGCAUAUCAGGUGGUCCGGACGCAGAUACACAUGUGUUGCGCCGUUGAGAGGGACCUUGACAGGCUGAAGAUGCAGCGGCGAAGAAUGCCUUUCAACCGAGGAACUAACGCUAGCGAAAGCGUAGGGUGACGGUCAAUUGAGAUACAAUUGUUGGGAGUAGUGUAGGGUGAAAGUCGACUGAGGUACUAGCGCAGCAGAAGCGAAGAGUGAAGGUUGAUGUCGAGGGUCGAAGCGGUAUGUGCGCGGGGCACAGCAGGCUAGCGCAAGAGACGCAACCGGAGCCUGUCCAUCAGAGGAUGGUAUCGUAUGCGGAUGCCCAUAAUCGGUUCGAGUGUUGCAAUACAUGCUGCGGAGAGAAGCAUUCUUCACCAGCACGAGGACGUGCUGCAUUAUGAGUGGUGGAGAAUGUCACGACCCAAAAUGUCGUGACUGUGUUGAUUGUCUGAAGAACGCUGUCAUCUGGUUGUCUUGCCACAAGAGGGGCAAGGGGGCAACAUUAGCGAUAAAGCGUUGUCUGCCUG
This is a messenger RNA of Linum trigynum, 924 nucleotides long. NCBI's taxonomy places the organism in Eukaryota, Viridiplantae, Streptophyta, Magnoliopsida, Malpighiales, Linaceae. The record is from the annotation of a GenBank genome assembly.